This is a messenger RNA of Doryrhamphus excisus (bluestripe pipefish), 2962 nucleotides long. Lineage: Eukaryota; Metazoa; Chordata; Actinopteri; Syngnathiformes; Syngnathidae. The record is from RefSeq and is a predicted model, not a curated record.
UUUGCAUCGCUGUACACAGUAUGGCUGGGGAUAUUAGCUAGCACUCGCUAACGGUAUUCUCUGCAAAAGGGAAGACGGUAACAAGAGAAAAAUCAACAUCUGGAUUGCUUAACGGACUUGUACACCAUUAAGUUACAACUGAUUGAAAUACAGAUUAAUUAAGACGAAACGUUAUAACCGACGUUUUAUUAUUUUUUUGGUUGGGUGUCUGUUGUCUCAUGAUGGAAGAUAACGGUGCACAUUUCUUCGAGGGGACCGAGAAGCUGUUGGAAGUGUGGUUUUCCCGGCAGGACGAGACCAAGGGAACCGGGGACCUGAGAACCAUCCCGAGGUUUGAAUGGGACAAACUUCUGGAGAAUGUGCACUGUUUGAUCAUAAGUGUGACAAAGACGGACAAGCAGGAAGCUUAUAUACUCAGUGAGAGUAGCAUGUUUGUCUCCAAGAGACGUUUCAUUUUGAAAACAUGCGGAACCACCCUCUUACUGCAAGCACUGGUGCCUCUGCUGGAACUCGCCAGGGAGUACUGCGGGUUUGAUGCCAUCGAGGUGAGCCACCGCUUCCUCUUGCAUGCGUACCGCCGGCACAGACUUAAGUCAGUCGGUUCAUGUCCAAUCCUGUUGCGUGUUUUGCAGAAUUUCUUCUACUCCCGCAAGAAUUUUAUGAAACCUACCCAUCAAGAGUUCCCUCAUCGAAACUUCCAAGAGGAAGUAGACUUUCUCGUCCAGAUUUUCCCAAAUGGUGCUGCCUACUGUAUGGGACGUUUGAACUCUGACUGCUGGUAUCUGUUUACUCUGGACUUGCCAGAGUACUGGGAGAACAAGUAUGCGGAUCAGACACUGGAAGUUCUGAUGAGUGACCUUGAUCCAGCCAUUAUGGACCAGUUCUAUAUGAAAGAUGGUGUUUCUGCAAGUGAUGUCACUCGUAUGAGUGGAAUAUGUGACCUGAUACCAGGUUCUGUGAUCGACGCCACAAUGUUCAACCCGUGUGGCUACUCAAUGAACGGAAUGAAGACUGACGGGACCUACUGGACCAUCCACAUCACACCCGAGCCGGAGUUCUCCUACGUUAGCUUCGAGACCAACCUCUCCCAGACAUCGUACGAUGACCUUGUUCGGAAGGUGGUGGAUGUAUUCAAACCAGGGAAAUUAGUGACUACGCUGUUUGUCAAUCAGAGCUCAAAAUGUCGCAGCGUCUUUUCUUCCGCCCAAACGCUGGAGGGGUUCAAGCGCGUGGACCGCCAGCUGGCUCAAUUCAACGACUACAACUUCGUGUUCACAAGCUACGCCAAGAACUGCCAGAAGAGCUGAAGGUGGAGGAUGAAGAAGAAAAAGCGUAAAAAAGCCCCUCCUCCAGUAGAAAUCGUCUUGUCGUCGUUGUCGUCCUCCCACCACCACGGAUGCGCCGCCGGGGACGACGACGACGAUGACGACGAGCGCCGGUUAACCUCCGGUUUGAGUUUGCGUUGUUGUAUCUUUGACUUCGACCUCUUGCAUGAAAGCUCUUUUCUCCGUUUUGAUAUGCUAGCUCACGCUUGCUAUGACCUUCCGGCGCAUGCACAAGAAUUCAACGCGCUCCAUUCCGGGCUUUCCACCUGUGCUCGGCGCAAAGGCCCCUCCCUGCAGGUCUCCCCACUCAUCCCGCACAGACAGGGCUUCCGGCCGCAUUGAGACCACGCCCCUGACAUGCUCAGACUUGUCCGCUUCCAUGCCAUUUCCAUACGCCGCCAAUGAAUGUAUGUUGAGUUGCUGGCGCGCAGAAAGGCGUUCAAAGGCUCCUCUUGUACUUUCUACACGCUUCCGUUUUGCGCCCGCGGGCCUUGUGUUUAUUUACAAAGUGAAGCUUUCAAGCGUGCGUGUACAGUGUAUAGAAUGUAUAUGAAUAAUUAACUCUUCCGUUUGCACAUGAAAAGGAAGCUUCUGGAACGCUGCAGGUCUUCCCUUGCCAGAAUUCUAAGUGUCCCAAACUUUCUGCUUGCCCAGCAAAGCGUUUUCCCCUCCACAAUAUCACCCCGUCUGUCUCUUUCCGCCCCAUACAAAAAAAAAAUCUAAGCGUACAAUCGAGGCGAACCAGUCUGAGCAUGCCAGGGUCAUCCCGGAUCAUUCCACGUGCGUUUCAUUUCUGGUGCCCAGACAUUAUUAUUUUUUUGCUGUCAACUGUGCUCCCUUAUUUUUCUUUGUGCGCGUACAUCAAUGGCCUUUUGUUGGUCUCUUGGCUCGGGGUGACCUAUGACGCAGUGGUGCAUGUCGCUAGUGCCCUGUUGCUAUGCUAGACCGUGUCUAUGCCCCCCCCCCCCCCCCCCCCAUUUCAUUUGAAGUGCUCAUCUCCGCUUCUCGUGUAUUCCCUCUGCUUAGCCGGUGGGGGUUCCACCCACCCAGCCAGGAAGGCCUGAGACGGUUUUAUCGCCUGCAUGGAAAGGUCUGGCACGGAGCUGGCUUCCUUGGAAUAGCUUCCCUCUAGUAUGUCUAUCACGGCCUUUUGGAGUGGUAUCUUUAAAUUCCUGAAGGACCAACGUCUGCGCUCGUGCUUAGCAGCCUCCAACACCAACGCCGUUUUAAUCGUCACCAUCACGUGCAGUUUAUCACUUGCGACUUUCACUACCGCUAACUCCUAUUUUGUGUUUAUUUGCUUCGGACCAAUUAGAAGUUUCCCACCAGCAUUUUGUCACUGGUUUUGCUUUCCAAGGAACCGGUGAGUGAUUUCCACACAACACUUGAGCGCUGAGAAUGUGUCUCACUUUACGUACUCUGGGAGUAUGGAAGUGUGUGAAGUGAGACAACACACUCGGUCCACAGAUUUAAAAAAAAAAAAAAAAAAAAAGUGAGGUUGGUGUUUGAAGAUGUUAGCAUGGAUGGAGAAACUUUGCUGUUCUAAUUCUCUUUUUGCUGUUCUUUGGAUGGUCGAGAUGUGCUAAAAUGAUAUCUGUGCUUCAAGCUUGAUGCUGAAAUAAAAAUAUUCAUCUGUG